Staurois parvus is the source of this 386-nucleotide messenger RNA. Lineage: Eukaryota; Metazoa; Chordata; Amphibia; Anura; Ranidae. The record is from the annotation of a GenBank genome assembly.
UGUACAUACACAUACAGACAUGUACAAACACACACACACAUACACACAGACACAUGUACAGACACACAUACAUGUACAUACACACAGACACCUGUACAGAUACACACAUGUACAUACACACAGACACAUGUACACCCUAUAAAAACUUGCAGUACUUCAUUGUUCACUCACAGAGCCGGGUACAGCACUCUAGGGGGAGGCAGAGAGCACAGCACACACUCCUUCCUUUGCUUUCACUGCGCUCAGUCUGAGGGCUCCCAGUAUAAGUGACAGAUCUGACCUCGAGUUCCUAGCCUGCUCAGCAAGACGGCCCUGGGGACACACUCGCCCCCACCAUAAUUUCCACUCGCCAUUGGCGAGCAGGCGAGUGGAAAUUUCAAGGCCUG